Messenger RNA from Caenorhabditis briggsae, 687 nucleotides. RefSeq names its product Protein CBR-CAT-4 (gene Cbr-cat-4). The transcript has 4 exons. Lineage: Eukaryota; Metazoa; Nematoda; Chromadorea; Rhabditida; Rhabditidae. Gene Ontology annotation, molecular function: GTP binding; GTP cyclohydrolase I activity; zinc ion binding. Gene Ontology annotation, cellular component: cytoplasm. The record is from RefSeq and is a predicted model, not a curated record. Gene Ontology annotation, biological process: tetrahydrobiopterin biosynthetic process; tetrahydrofolate biosynthetic process. The coding region runs from base 1 to 687 and encodes 228 amino acids.
AUGUCCCGUAUCGAGAACGAGAGUGGAUUUUUGUCUUCUGAUGCCGCCAGUGUUGGAUCUGAGGAUGACUUGAAGGUGGACUUGAAGUCUGAUGUCAAGAAGACAAACGGAGUGAAUCCCAAGGAAGAUCAUCUGAAGUCAAUGCGCAAUGCUUAUGAGAGCAUUAUUCAACAUGUCGGAGAAGACAUUCACCGACAAGGACUCUUGAAGACUCCAGAGCGUGCUGCCAAAGCCAUGAUGGCGUUCACCAAGGGAUACGACGACCAACUCGAUGAACUUCUCAAUGAGGCUGUCUUCGAUGAGGAUCACGAUGAGAUGGUUAUUGUGAAAGACAUUGAAAUGUUCUCUCUUUGCGAACAUCAUCUGGUUCCAUUCAUGGGAAAGGUUCACAUUGGAUACAUUCCAAAUAAAAAAGUUCUUGGACUCUCAAAACUCGCUAGAAUCGUUGAAAUGUUCAGCAGACGACUUCAAGUACAAGAACGUUUGACCAAACAAAUUGCCACUGCCAUGGUUCAAGCAGUUCAACCAUCCGGAGUAGCUGUCGUUAUUGAGGCUUCCCAUAUGUGUAUGGUGAUGCGUGGAGUCCAAAAGAUCAAUGCAUCGACCACGACUUCUUGCAUGUUGGGAGUGUUCCGUGAUGAUCCAAAGACCCGUGAGGAGUUCCUCAACCUCAUCAACAAGCGAUAA